GCUGCAACGUUGCGUAAAGCACACGCCACCCAGCCGACAGCCUGAAUAUUUUAUGACCAAUGACCUAGGUGGUUGUGUUGUCCGCCGAAAGGGCGCUAGUGCAGUUCUUUCGGUAAGAAAAAUCUGGCAUCAUGGGUCGCAUGCACGCUCCCGGAAAGGGUAUUUCCCAGUCAGCGUUGCCCUACAGGCGCAGCGUUCCAACAUGGCUGAAACUCACCCCAGAGGACUGUAAGGAACACAUUUAUAAACUGGCCAAGAAGGGUCUGACUCCGUCUCAAAUUGGUGUGAUUCUUCGUGAUUCUCAUGGAGUUGCCCAAGUCCGGUUUUUGACCGGCAACAAGAUCCUGCGCAUCCAGAAGGCAAUGGGGCUGGCGCCUGACCUACCAGAGGAUUUGUACUACCUGAUCAAGAAGGCAGUAGCUAUCCGCAAACACUUGGAGCGCAAUCGCAAGGACAAGGACAGCAAGUUCCGUUUGAUUCUAGUAGAGUCGAGAAUCCACAGGCUUGCUCGUUACUACAAAACCAAAAGUACCCUUCCUCCCAACUGGAAGUACGAAAGCUCCACAGCUAGCGCCCUUGUCGCUUAAAUGAUAAUCUGUACACUAAAAUUUUAUUACAUCAAUAAAUUCCACUUAUUGAUUUAA
Messenger RNA from Neodiprion virginianus, 644 nucleotides. It is a transcript of the gene RpS13, whose product is annotated as 40S ribosomal protein S13. Lineage: Eukaryota; Metazoa; Arthropoda; Insecta; Hymenoptera; Diprionidae. Bases 132 to 587 code for a protein of 151 amino acids. Gene Ontology annotation, molecular function: structural constituent of ribosome; small ribosomal subunit rRNA binding. The record is from RefSeq and is a predicted model, not a curated record. Gene Ontology annotation, biological process: translation. The transcript is spliced from 3 exons. Gene Ontology annotation, cellular component: nucleolus; ribosome; cytosolic small ribosomal subunit.